Xiphophorus hellerii (green swordtail) is the source of this 2018-nucleotide messenger RNA. Its product is annotated as complement C1q tumor necrosis factor-related protein 3-like. The record is from RefSeq and is a predicted model, not a curated record. Gene Ontology annotation, molecular function: protein binding. The coding region runs from base 1340 to 2014 and encodes 224 amino acids. Lineage: Eukaryota; Metazoa; Chordata; Actinopteri; Cyprinodontiformes; Poeciliidae. The transcript is spliced from 8 exons.
GUCUGGCUCCAGCAGCAUGCAGUCAGAAGUCUGGGCUUGGAGAACUUUUCUGUUUGGAGUUUAGAGGAAAAUCUUUCCGAAUUGAUGAAAUGUUGCUCUUUGUUCACCGAUAUUAAAAUCUGUCAGUUUGCGCUAUCAAGCUGUGCUUUCUCUGAAGGAGGUGUUCACUCUGUCCUCCUCUGACCUGCGGUCAUGUUGACCUGUAUCACCAGGUCAAACAUCCCAGAGAGCCUCUGGCCGCUUCUGCUCCGCAUGACGCAGGAAAUCUGUAAGGUGAAUACAAGGCUGUCGGAGCGGACGUAGCUGAAACGAAGUCUGAACGAAAAGCCGAAGAAGAAUCUCAGAAAAUUCAGCUCAAAGUUUAGCGGUUCAGACCGACAGACUGUUCCUCUGUUUCUGUCCAUAGCAAGCCGGCGAUUCCAAUGAGCAACAAGUAUUUUCAGCUCCACACAAAAAGAGUGAGAGAGAGUUGAUCCGAGAGCAUCAGAUGAAAAACUGACCCAGAACAGAUGCUUUUAAACCUUAUUCUCCUCCCCGUAGGAGGAGUUUCUCUUUUCCGAUUUAAUGUUCGUGUUUUUGUGGUAGCGGCUUGGUUAUAGCCCGGGUACCAGGGCCCUCUGUACCGCCUCUGGUUUGCUCACUGUUCCCUCUCUGCUUCACCUUAACCCAUAACGUCACAACCAGGCGGGUUCGGACUGCAGAAGCAGAGAGUGAACACAGAACAGGCGGUACAGGACUUACAGAAGAGUGUAAGUUGAGUGUCUGGAUCAUUUUCCUCAGAAAAAACUCCUGAGUCCUAAAAAAUUAAGCACAAGUACUAAAACUUUUUCCCCAAGGAAUUAAGAAGGGAACCUGCUGUCUGAUCAGUUUUAAAUCAAAUGGAAAAGAAGCAAACCAAAUUCUUGAAACAAGAAUUUAAAACCUUUGAACUUUAAGAAGUUAUUUUAACACCACAAACAUUCAGAAUCACGUUCCUACAAACUGGUUAUAAUAUCCUUUAUGACCCUAAAAUAUAAUUUUUAUAGGUCAAGUCUAAAGUAUCACGUCUUAUCAUAUUGUUUCUGAUAAUAACAUGGUAAAAAUUAAUCAGUAAUAAUAAACUCUAUUCCUAUUUAAGUGUCAAACAGCAGAGUGGACCUCCAGAGACACUGAGGAUGGAAAUGAAAAUGUUUUUCCGUUGCUGCUGCUAGUCUGCUCCGUCUCUACAGCUGAGCUGCAAGUUCAGUCUGACAAUGACAUUCUGUCACAUGUAAGACAAACUGAGGGACAAGUGGAAGAAGCAGAGAGUCUGACUGAGCAGCAGACCUGCACACAGGACAUCAAUGCUGUUCUGAGAGAGAUGACCGCCUUGGUGGCUGCACUGAAGGUGGAGGUGCAGCACCUACAGAAAGACAAUGAAGUGAAGAUGAUGGAGCUGCAAUCCCUGAACCAACGAUACCAAGUACAAGAAACUCUGGUACAAAAGCUGCAGGAAAGGAACCAAGUACAAGAAACUCAGGUACAAAAGCUGCAGGAUCAGAACCAAGUUCAGGCAGCAGAACUGGCUGCUAUUAAAGUCAACGCUGAAAACCAAGUGGAGGCUCUGAAGAGAGAUGGAGAAGCCAAACAACUGGCUUUCUCUGCCUCUUUGUUGGCAUCGGGUAAAGGAUACACUGGACCGUUCAACACUGAAAUAACUCUGAUCUUCAAACACGUUGUUACUAAUAUUGGAAAUACCUACAACCCAAAUACAGGACUGUUCACUGCACCAGUAAGAGGAGUUUAUCACUUUGAGUUCCACAUAUAUGGACAUGGUUCUACUAAUCCUACAUCUGCUGUGUUGAUCAAGAACAGAGAACACAUCUUUACAUCAUGGACGCAUCAGUCAGCUGGUGGUCAGAAAGCUUCUAAUGGCGUCUCAGUGCUGUUAGAAAUUGGAGAUGUUGUAUUUUUGCGAAUGUGGGCCAAUUCAUGGGUUGCUGACACUGAAGAUCAUCACACUACAUUUAGUGGUCAUUUACUUUUCACCAUGUAGGCAU